AGAAAUAAAUAAGUAAAUGUCGUAGCAUUCUUGUUGUUAUUCAAAAUGGCUGUUAACGAAAGUGGUAGUCAAGAUUUUAUUCGAGAAGUUUUGCCAAAAACAGGACUAGUAUAUACUGAACAAACGCCAAUGCCUGUCCUUUGUAAACCAAAGAUUUUACCGUUAAAGUCAGUAACUCUCGAAAAACUUGAUAAAAUGCAAAAAGAAGCGCAAGAAACGAUUAAAAAACAAGAGGAAGAAUCAAAAUUACAAGAACGAUUUCUUGAACAACAGCGGGAAAUUUUGGGCAAUGAAACGCACAGUGAACCGGAAUCGUUGGUAUUAUAGUGUUGAUAUCACAUUACAUUAGCUUUAUAUAUAAUUAGCACAUGCAUAGAAUGAAUAAUAGCUGAUAUAAUUUUGCAGAUUCUUGUAUAGGUUAUUAUGGCUGCCUGCCCAGCCAAUUGGAGAUGUUUUGUUUUAAAAAGUAUCUUCUGUAGUAUGAAGGGCAUUUAAUUUUAACAUUUUUUUAUUUGUUUCAAUUUCUUAUAUGGUUAGCUGAAAGCGUCGCCAAGGUGCAUCUUUCUGCAGAAAAAUGUUCAAUGGUAAUUUUAAAAGCAUUUACCUAGCUAAUGCAGCUAGUACUGCUACUACUGUACUAAAAUAUGUGGCUAUCUAAACAGUUUUUGGCGAUUAAUUGAAAACUCGCUUUACUACAUAA
Molecule: messenger RNA, 700 nt
Organism: Hydractinia symbiolongicarpus
Lineage: Eukaryota; Metazoa; Cnidaria; Hydrozoa; Anthoathecata; Hydractiniidae
Product: BBSome-interacting protein 1-like
Exons: 1
Coding region: 46-327 (93 amino acids)
Biological process (GO): receptor localization to non-motile cilium; cilium assembly
Cellular component (GO): BBSome
Source: RefSeq, a predicted model, not a curated record